This is a messenger RNA of Ustilago hordei, 987 nucleotides long. RefSeq lists its product as uncharacterized. The coding region runs from base 1 to 987 and encodes 328 amino acids. The transcript has 3 exons. The record is from RefSeq and is a predicted model, not a curated record. Gene Ontology annotation, molecular function: nucleic acid binding. Lineage: Eukaryota; Fungi; Basidiomycota; Ustilaginomycetes; Ustilaginales; Ustilaginaceae.
AUGCAAGGACAAGCACUGGCUUUGGAGCUGGAAGAGACAAUCAAUGACAUCCCAGAGGACAACCAGAACACAGGAAACCGAGACAACAACUCGAAGGAAGACAAAGAUAGCUACCUCUGGCAUGAGAGGUUCAGACACCCAGGACGAGAUAAGACAAGGCAAAUCCAGGCACACUACCUCGGCACUGAUGAGAGAAUGGAGCAUGAAUCAAAGCACUGCAACGCAUGCAGUCAAGGAAAACAGACCCGAGCAUGGAUGAGCCAAUUGGAGUGGAAGAGAGCAGAGGCACCACUAGAGUUAGUACAUGUAGACUUGAUGACAGAUCUUAAGGGCCAUGCCAACUACCACUAUGCACUAGUUGCUGUGGAUGACUUCUCCUCCCUGAUCUACAUGGAACCACUCUGCACUAAGAGUGCUGCACUCCCGGCGCUGAGAAGUGACAAUGGAGGAGAGUGGUGCAGCUUAGGAGCUGAAGACUGGCAAACUCAAGAGGGUUUCAAGUGGCAAAAGAGUGUCCCAGGGAUCAGUGUCCAGAAUGGACGGGCAGAGAGAGUGAUCAGAUCGGUCCAAGAAAAGAUGCGCUCAAUGCUCAUUGCCACCAAAACCAUUCCCCACGAGGCCUUUUAUGGAACCACUGCACACAAGCUGGCCCAACAGCUGCGAGUUUUCAGGUGCCUGGCAUGGGUCCAUGUUCAAUGGAAGGAUCAGCAGGGCAAGUAUGGGACUAGAGCAAAGCCAGCCAUCAUGAUUGGAUACAAUGACAAGCACAAAGCAUGGAAGUUUUGCAACCCAGACCAGCCUGCAUCAAUUCAAUGGAGCAACUCAGCAACAUUCCAUGAGGACAAAGGAUGGAGUGAUUGCCAACAGGAGGCAGUCUGGCCCGUGGUGACCACGGAGGUCGAGGAGGAGGGUGUCAUGGGCCUGGAUGCUCAAGAAGCAGGGGGGUCACGGGUUCAUAUGGAAGGAGCACAGGUAUCGAAGAUCUAG